GCUUCUUCGACUCGGUUUAGUCGGUCGAUAAUUAUCUUAAAAGCUUCCAUCUUUCCUUUGAAUAUACGCAAAACCCACGUCCUUUAUAGCAAUAACCAGAUGACAGAUUGACGAAACCUCACUAAAAAAAUCGGAGCUUUUCUCCAAAGUGUGAUCAUGAGAGCGAGAUUGGUGGUGUUCCCGAUCAAAGGGAGGAAAUGGUGUUUCAGCAGAUCCGUUGAUCCUUUCGCUGCUCAAGCGCCAUCCGGUGUUACUCCCACCACUGUACGAGGUUUGUGGAAGAAGUUAUCGUCUGAAUCGAAGCCCAUCAAUGCCAACGCCGAGCUUCUUGUCGAUUUCAUAUCUGACAAGAUGAACAAAUCGUGGGCGGGUCUUGAGAAAGCGCCUGAAGGAUCAAUUAAGAACAAGAUUCAUGGGUUAGGAUUGAAGCUUCUGGCUCGUGUUAAGCCGUCUGAGAUUUUCUUGAAGUCUAUAUCUAAGGAGGUCACUUCCAUACAAGUCUCUUAUCCUCCUAGUUUAGAUCCUAGACUAGUACGCAGGAGACUACGCCACAUUGCUUUGAGUGGAACAAUCCUGCACAAGAAGUACCUGAUUGGCUCAGUAACUUUGCUUCCAUUGACCAGUGCGUUUAUGGUAUUGCCAUUACCAAACAUACCAUUCUUCUGGGUUUUAUUCCGCACAUAUUCCCACUGGCGAGCUCUUCAGGGAAGCGAGCAGCUGCUUAAGCUCCUACCAAACCAAACUGAUAAUGCAGAUGAAACCAAUAACAAUAAGAAGAAGCCUCAAUCUCCCACAUGUGUUUUGCUGCCAUCAGAGGAGUUAUGCCAGCUACUUCGUGAAGGUAACAAGGAAGGGCUUGAUGAGGAGACCCUAGUAGAGAUUUGCAAAUUAUUUCAUCUCAAUAAGAUUGAUGUCCUUAAAUAUCGCAAUCUAGUCUAACUGUCAUUUUAGGCUCUUUUGUUUUCCUUGGAACAAAUUUUCAGAUGUUUGUAGCUAAUUUACGCUUCAAUUCUUUUAAGUGUUUUUUUUUUCA
Raphanus sativus (radish) is the source of this 1033-nucleotide messenger RNA. RefSeq lists its product as uncharacterized. NCBI's taxonomy places the organism in Eukaryota, Viridiplantae, Streptophyta, Magnoliopsida, Brassicales, Brassicaceae. The transcript is spliced from 8 exons. Gene Ontology annotation, cellular component: mitochondrial inner membrane. Bases 157 to 939 code for a protein of 260 amino acids. Gene Ontology annotation, biological process: proton transmembrane transport; potassium ion transport. The record is from RefSeq and is a predicted model, not a curated record.